GAGCCAGCUGCCGAGGCACCAAGGGCGGAGGAGGCAGCCGCCGAGGUGCCGAAGGCUGAGGAGCAAGCCGCCGAGGCACCAAAGGCUGAAGAGGCAGCCGCCGAGGUGCCGAAGACUGAGGAGCCAGCUGCCGAGGCACCAAAGGUUGAAGAGGCAGCCGCAGAGGCACCGAAGACUGAGGAACCAAAAGCUGAGGAGGCAGUUGCAGAGGCGCCGAAGGCUGAGGAGCCAGCUGCCGAGGCACCAAAAGCUGAAGAGGCAGCCGCGGAGGCGCCGAAGACUGAGGAGCCAGCUGCCGAGGCACCAAAAGCUGAAGAGGCAGCUGCAGAGGCGCCGAAGACUGAGGAGGCAGCUGCAGAGGCACCAAAGACUGAAGAGGCAGCCGCAGAGGCGCCGAAGGCUGAGGAGCCAGCUGCCGAGACACCAAAAGCUGAAGAGGCAGCGGCAGAGGCGCCGAAGACUGAGGAGCCAUCUGCCGAGGCACCAGAGACUGAAGAGGCAGCCGCCGAGAUGCCGAAGACUGAGGAGGCAGCUGCCGAGGCACCAAACGCGGAAGAGGCGGCAGCCGCAGUUGCGCCAAAGACUGAGGAGCCAGCUGCCGAG
This is a messenger RNA of Symbiodinium necroappetens, 603 nucleotides long. Lineage: Eukaryota; Dinophyceae; Suessiales; Symbiodiniaceae. The record is from the annotation of a GenBank genome assembly.